AUGGAGGUGAUGGAGGAGCUGGACCUCAACAGCAACCGUCUCCCACCCGAGCUGGAGGUGAAGAAGCUGCAGCAGCUGGUCCGGAGGCUGGAGCUGCAGAACGAGCAGCUCCGGGCCAGCGGCUGCCCCGGCGGCCUGGCCCCGGGAUUCGGGCUCGGUGGCCCCGGUGCGAUCCGCCUGCUCGCCCCGCCGCGGUGCCUCUCUCCCCCGGUGGAGCCUUUCGAGUACUUCCAGCCUCACGGAGCCGGGGACGGAGCCUCGGAACCCGGGGAGGACGAAGCGGAACCGUCGGUGCUGGACGGGCUGGAGCUGCUGGACCUGGAGGUUCUGUGCUGCCAUGAGGAAGAGGAGGAAGAGGAGGAGACGUGGUUGUACGAGUCGCAGAAGGCCGUGGCGCUCGGAGUCGACUCGCUCACGCCGCUGCAGUGGAGCCGUCACGUUCUGGACCGACCCAAGACCGAGGUGGAGGCCGCCCGGCGCUCGCUGUCGCUGCGACUGGAGCAAGUCUCUAGGUGGCGUAGCAGCUUGUCCAGCCCCUCCCACUCCUCUCCAGGCCCUCCCCUCAGUCGAGUGGCCGGCGUGUCUCCCAUCAGAGCCCCCCCCUGCUCCACGCCCCUGUCUUCGGAUCGCCACGGUAACCACGCAUCUCUAACCCCAGAGAAUAUAACUCCCUCCCUCUCCUCCUCCCUCCACCAUGUUCUCCAUCGGACGUUCAGUCCCGUGGGGAAGGAGUUCUCCCCCCCCCUCGCUGACCGCACCCCCACCUUCCUCCCUCACCUGGAGAAUUCAAGUAAGACGCAGCUCCUGAGACGCUCGGUCCUCAGUCCCCAGUCGUCCGUGGACAGUGACCUCUUGACCUCGGAGGACGAGUCCCUCACGCUGCACGGAUACAAACUGCACGACCUCACCGACGUGCAGGUCAUGGCCCGGCUGCAGGAGGAGAGUCUAAGGCAGGACUACGCCAGCACGUCGUCCACCCUCGCCAACCGCCGCAGCCAGAGCUUCACCUUCCAGCUCAGCGCCGGCCGAGACCUGGAGGAGGACGACGAGGAGGAGGACGACGAAGACUACGGCCUCCUGCCCCCCCCGCAGGCGCGCCUCACCCGCCUGCCGCACUCCCACACCUUCUCCAGCAUGCGAGACUGGCGAAGAAGCACCACGUCCCUGUGCACCCCCCCCACCACGCCCACCACGCCCUCCACGCCGCCGCUCCCCUCCGCCGGGUUCGCCUUCCAGCCUCUGGCCCGGCUCCAGCUCCCGGGACCGGGACCGGGAGCCGAGCCUCCGGGCUUCCGAUCCGGAUCAGGAGAAUUUGAGAAUAAACUGCGGAGGAGCAUGCCUAACCUGGUCCGAGCUCCCAGCAUGCCGAGCGUUCCCGUUGCUUCCCCUUGCUUGCUUCGUAACAGCCUGAGUUUUGAUUCGUCCAGCGGCCUGGCUCGCCUGCAGUCCUCCAUCCCCUCCCCUGGCCAACUUCACCACAGGGUCCAGAGCGUGGGGAACUUCCUGUCUCUGUCCCGGCAGCCGCUGAAGGCCACGGCGUACGUCAGCCCGACCAUCAAGGGCCCGGCCCCCCCCAGCCUCCAGCCUCCCAGCAGCAGCGGGGGGGGUAACAGCGGGAUCCCACUGUUUAGUAAAUCUGCCGGAGGGGCGACGCCCACCUCCACGUCCCGCAGCAGCCUGCCCCGCCCCGCCUCCUGUGUGGGCGCCACGAGUUCCACUCCCCGCAGCAAGGUGGCGCUACCAGCACGGAGUUUACUGAUGCCUCCAAAGAGCUUGUCCACGCUCAGCGCCCUCCGUGACGGCGCCUGGCGAGACGGCUGCUACUGA
This is a messenger RNA of Limanda limanda (common dab), 1827 nucleotides long. RefSeq names its product SLAIN motif-containing protein 1-like. The transcript has 10 exons. Bases 1 to 1827 code for a protein of 608 amino acids. NCBI's taxonomy places the organism in Eukaryota, Metazoa, Chordata, Actinopteri, Pleuronectiformes, Pleuronectidae. Gene Ontology annotation, cellular component: microtubule plus-end. The record is from RefSeq and is a predicted model, not a curated record. Gene Ontology annotation, biological process: positive regulation of microtubule polymerization; microtubule nucleation; cytoplasmic microtubule organization.